This is a messenger RNA of Recurvomyces mirabilis, 1539 nucleotides long. RefSeq lists its product as uncharacterized. The coding region runs from base 1 to 1539 and encodes 512 amino acids. The transcript has 4 exons. The record is from RefSeq and is a predicted model, not a curated record. NCBI's taxonomy places the organism in Eukaryota, Fungi, Ascomycota, Dothideomycetes, Mycosphaerellales, Teratosphaeriaceae.
AUGGCAACCCUGAAGGCUCUGCAUGCCCGAAGAGUGCAUCGCAUCAUGGGCGACGUUCCUCUCCGCAUGGGAGAUGACCUCCCGCCCUCUCCGGCAGAAGUACCUCCGGAACUCGCUCCAGCGUUUCAGCAUGGCUCAACAUUCCAACAGCUCCCGCCAGACUCGCCGUUCAUUCGUAGCGACAAGCGCUUGGCACGGUUCAAUUUAGCGGCGUGGUGUCCGGUGACUGUUCCGAAUGAGCUCGCCCGCCGACUGCUUGACUUUUAUCUCCAUACCGACCAUGCAGUGCUCGGGCAUUUCGACUCGGAGCUUUUCAUCGAGGACCUCCUCAAUAACAACACCGAUUUCUGUUCAGUGUUGCUGGUCACGUCAUUAUUGCUUUGGGCCUGCCACGGAUACUCCCUUAUCGAUCAACGAGCCCUCAUGCUCAGUACUCCACUUUUCGAUGCGACCCUUCGCCUAUGGCAACAGGAGCGUGAUCACAACUCACUUACUACCCUUGCCGCCGGAAUCUUCUUCAGACUGGCUUGUACUGUCAUUGGCAAUGAAGACAUUGGUCUGAGCGUAUUCGCAGAUAUGUACGACAUGGUACAAAGACUUGAGCUGGUGGGGACCGUGAGUGACAAUCCGGAGGCAUAUACCCAAUUGGACGAGCACGAGAGGAAGUGGUACCGAGCACGAGCGCAUGCGGCGUGGGGUUUAUUUAACUUCACCACACUUCACUCGUUCUCCUACGGACCACCGAUGAUGUCCGAGCUUCCCAAGUUCAUGAUUCCUGGAGAAGCAUACACCUGGCCGCUUCCGGACUUCAUGGGAAACACAUUCACCAAACUUUCCAAGCUGUGGCUUAUCCUGAACGAAGUCUCGCUUGCCUACUUCGCUGACCCUUCAGGUGGUUCACCGGAGCACCUAUCGAUCGACUUCGCCGAAGGACAAUAUCGGCGACUCCUCGAAUGGGCGGAUAUGAACGGACCCUUGAUCGAACAGUGGGACCGCGAUUCGCGCCACCAGUCCUACAUCCAGGUGAUUUUCCACACCUGCGUCCUCGAGCUCUUCCGGCCCUUCCUCGACACCAAUCUCCCCCUCAAGACUUUUCAAUGGCAGCAAUGCACCCCGCGCGCCAUCUACUCAGCCUCCACCCGCCAACUCCACUACCAACUCCUAAUGUUUCCCAUCAUCCACCCCUCGGCCGAUUUCAUCUGGUGGUGGUAUGGAGUCUGCCAGAUCGCCAACGCCGCUAUCACCACCCUCGAGAAACCAGACUCGCAGUGGAUCUUCCUCCUCUGUCUCGUCUGCUUUCACGACCUCGCCGUUUGCUUCCCCGUCAUGGGCGAUGUGUUGGCGGGAUUGUUGCGGAUAGCGACGAGGAGGAAGUUUCUGCACCGCCGGGAUGCGCACGUUCUGUAUGAGCGGUUGAGAGAGAAUCGGAGGAUGUUGACCCGGCAGGAUCAGAAGGGCGUGGGGUUUUCGAUCGAUCUUUCCAUGUCAGAGAGGGGUUCGGAGAUAGCGAGUGUGUCACAGCUUGCGAAGGCUUCUUGA